Glycine soja is the source of this 801-nucleotide messenger RNA. RefSeq names its product F-box/kelch-repeat protein At3g23880-like. The transcript has 4 exons. The record is from RefSeq and is a predicted model, not a curated record. Bases 1 to 801 code for a protein of 266 amino acids. Lineage: Eukaryota; Viridiplantae; Streptophyta; Magnoliopsida; Fabales; Fabaceae.
AUGUUUGGGUUUGGCUAUGAUCUGUCAAGUGACAAAUACAAGGUUGUAGCAAUUGCAUUGACUAUGCUCUCACUUGACGUAUCUGAAAAGACUGAGAUGAAAGUUUAUGGCACGGGUGACAGUAGUUGGAGAAACCUUAAAGGUUUUCCUGUUCUUUGGACUUUACCUAAAGUUGGUGGAGUGUAUCGGAGUGGAACCCUUAAUUGGGUUGUUAUUAAGGGAAAAGAAACCAUUCAUUCUGAAAUCGUAAUUAUUUCUGUUGACCUGGAGAAGGAGACUUGCAGAUCACUGUUUCUUCCGGACGAUUUUUGCUUUUUUGAUACAAAUAUUGGAGUUUUUAGAGACUUGCUGUGCGUUUGGCAAGAUAACAACACCCAUCUUGGCUUAUGGCAGAUGAGGAAGUUUGGAGAUGACAAGUCUUGGAUUCAAUUAAUAAAUUUUAGUUAUUUACAUCUUAAUAUUCGUCCUUAUGAAGAAAAUUCGAUGACUUUACCAUUGUGCAUGUCUAACAAUGGAGACUUCUUCAUGCUGAAAUUCACUAGAAAUGCUGAUGAUGAAUACCAAACAAUUCUGUAUAACCAGAGGGAUGAUGAUAUUGAUUGCCCUUAUGCUCGAUCCUUGAUCAGCUUACAGGGAAUAGAAGAGAAGACUGCCAAGUUGAAAGGAAGUGAGAAGGCUCUAGUUGCACGGCAUGAAGCUAGUCAUGCUGUAGUAGGUACUGCAGUAGCAAACCUUCUUGCUGGACAGCCACAUGUUGAGUUCAUACAGGCUCUGGUUAUCAGACUCCUUAAUGACUUGUGA